Plectropomus leopardus (leopard coralgrouper) is the source of this 1511-nucleotide messenger RNA. RefSeq names its product chemokine (C-C motif) receptor 12a (gene ccr12a). NCBI's taxonomy places the organism in Eukaryota, Metazoa, Chordata, Actinopteri, Perciformes, Serranidae. Gene Ontology annotation, biological process: G protein-coupled receptor signaling pathway; calcium-mediated signaling; immune response. Gene Ontology annotation, cellular component: external side of plasma membrane; membrane. Gene Ontology annotation, molecular function: C-C chemokine binding; C-C chemokine receptor activity. The record is from RefSeq and is a predicted model, not a curated record.
AAAGUCUUGAGCAGUCCCGAGUCUCUCAGUGCCUCCUUGUGCUCCUCUCACUGCACUCCUACAAAGCUGCACGGGUCAACCACCAGCCAUGAGCUCCGAAAACCCAUUUGAUAUGUUCAAGGAAUUGUGGUAUGAUGAGAACUCAACUGACAUGAGCUAUGUGGUCAGUGGUCCUGUGAGGGUCUGUACAAACCAGGCUGUCAACCAGUUCGGUGCCAAAGUCAUCCCAGUUUUCUACUAUACCAACUUCAUCCUGAGUUACCUUGGCAACGGACUUGUCCUCUUCAUCAUCUACAAGUAUGAGAAGCUCUGCACAGUGACCAAUAUUUUCCUCCUGAAUUUGGUCCUCUCCAACCUGCUCUUUGCCUCCAGUCUCCCUUUCUUGGCAACAUACCAUCUGUCGGAGUGGAUUUUUGGCAUUGCUCUCUGCAAGAUUGUCAGCAGCGCCUACUUCAUCGGCUUCUACAGCUCCAUCCUCUUCCUCACGCUCAUGACAUUUGACCGUUACCUUGCUGUGGUGCACGCAGUGGCAGCUGCUAAGAGCAGGAAAAAGGCGUAUGCCAUCAUUGCAUCAGUGGUAGUUUGGUGCAUCAGUAUUGUGGCGAGUGUGAAAGAGCUGGUUCUCAAAAAUGUAGGCAACAGUCCUUUCAAUGGGCUGAUAUGUGAGGAGUCGGGUUACUCUGAGGAAACCAUGGCACGCUGGCGUCUGGUUACUUACUAUCAACAAUUCCUGGUCUUCUUCCUCCUCCCUCUGUUCAUGGUGAUGUACUGCUACAUCAGCAUCACUAUCCGCAUCCUCGCCACCCGCAUGAAGGAGAAGUGCCGUGCCAUUAAGCUCAUAUUUGUCAUCAUCUUCACCUUCUUUGCUUGCUGGACGCCCUACAAUAUCGUCAUCCUCCUUCGAGCUAUUCAGAUCUCCCGUCCCAGCGAUGAUGAUGAGGACUUUUGUUCUGACACAGAGAGCUUGGACUAUGCACUGUAUGUGACGCGCAACAUUGCCUAUUUGUAUUGUUGCAUCAGUCCUGUGUUUUACACGUUUGUUGGGAAGAAGUUCCAGAGUCACUUCAGAAGGCUGAUGGCCAAGAGGAUCCCCUGUCUGAAGAGACACAUGAGCAUCAGCAGCCAGAGCACCAGAACUACAUCACAGAGGACACCACACUCUGAGUACUAGACAGACACACUCAGUACGUUUCCAUGCACAGCUCGAUUAGGCCGUUUAAGUGGACUACUGUUCUUGUCCCAGUAUACCCCAGGGGAGAAUCCAUUUAUUGACACAAGUAUGUCCAACUCCACCACUCUAGGUGGUGAUAUGCCCCCUUUCAACUAUUUGCUCUGGUACCUUCUUCCUGUUGGCCUAUUACAUCAUACCAAACAAGUUAGCAAGCAGCAAACAGGUUCAAUGUCGAAUGGUGAAAAUAUGAAUAACUUUUUGGCACUGUACAUUUUGUAUGCACUCUACCCUUUUAUUUGGUACCUUUGUCUUGUUUUGUGUUCCUUCUUCCUCUUCUUUU